GUGCAGAUGAAGCAUGCGGGCAGCGAGGGAGAGCUUUUUCCAUCCUCCAGCUCUCUACAGUCUGCAGACAGCAUAUGUACGCUGGAGUCAUGUAUUUUAGAGGAUACAAGCGAAGCUUGUGAGGAGAGUAUAGAGGACUCUUCCUUCUGCCUCCCUGAAGAUGUCCUGUCCGGCAGCCUUUCCAUCACAGAUGAGAUACUGGAGCUACUCAACCAGAGAGGGCUGCGGGCUGAGCCAAUGAACGGAGAGUCUAAGGCUUCAGAGCAAGAACAAUCAAAGGCUGAGAUUAAGGAGCAGGAGUCUGUGAGUUGCAAGCUGAGACGGUCAGGAUCCUCUGAAUACUAUACUGAAACAGAGAGGGCAAGUUCCAUCUCACUCGAAGAAGCUUCAGAUGUAUUCUACAGUGGUGACCUAACAUCGCCUGACUCUGUGGAUGAGAUGGAAAAUCUAGAGCAAGGUCUAAGUGACCCUGAGAUUCCUUUCUGCGUUAGAUCGUCAGAUGAAAACUUGCAGAACAAAGAUAAUGGAGAGUUGUCUCUAGAAGAGGAGGCUCCUUCGGAAGACCUUGGGCAAGAAGAAACUGGCCCCAGUGUCUGCAAAACAGAGGCUUCUAAACCAGAGGAGAUUCAGCAGUCAGUGUUCCCUGGUGAUGGAGAAGAUCUAUCUUCCAAGCUCAAAGAGAAGGGUGAAGGACAAGAAGUGAAUGAAAGACAGAGUACAAAUAGAUGUGAGCCUGCUCCAGAAAAGAAAGAAAAAGGCCCGAAACCCAAGAGGGACUCUACUUUGACUCCGGACGACAGGCUGUUGAUUGAGAGAAUCAAGAAUUACUAUGAUAAUGCUGAUGCUGGGGCAUCAUACCUCAGUAAAGAGGAUAGUAUUUCCUAUAUCCCCACUGGGGUGGUGAAAGAUUCCAUAUUGAGAUUCAAUUACAUCCUGCAGCAGGAGGUCAAGAAGGAUAGAGAAAAGGGCAUAUGCCGGACAAAUGGGUGUGGGCCAGAGGGAAGGCAGAUCAAUUGUCAAAGGAAACCUCCAUCCCAUGCAGCCGAAGACAUAGCAAUUGUGUUAGAGAAGAACAAUGGUGGCUUGGAACAAGAGCCAGAAUACAAGUCUUGUGCUGAGAUAAGAAAAGCCUGGAAAGAAAAAGAGAAACCAAACUCUUCAGAAGUGGGAAGAGUCCUGAAAAGAGGGAAGUCCCGGAGCAAAGAGCUGGAGGAGAAGGGUGGCGAACUGGUCAUCGUGGAGGAGUCUGACUUAGAAGUUGUAGGUCAGCUGCCAAAAGAGAGUUCUGUAAAGAGGGAAGCCGGAAAAGACCAUCACAAGCACAAUGUGGAAGACAGCGCCAUCAGACAGGACGGUCCCCCAAAGACAGAACUUACCUGCUUGACCAGCGUCACCAGCAAAGCGAGCUUCUGCUCUCCAGGGAUGGGCCUCUACGAUUCAGAUGACAUUUGUCUGCUUGAGAACUCAGAGAAAAUCAUUAAUAAAGUGCAGCUGCUCGCUACAAUGUACAGCGAAAAGAUUGGCCGGAUGAAGACACAGAAGAAGAAUGGGGAGAGCAGGAGAUCGGCCGUCCAGAACAGAGCGACAGUGAAGGCACUCCCUCAGGUCCUUGAGGAGACCACUGGGGAGAGGCACAUGACAGAGCCCCAGCUGUAUGGACACCUGAUGAUACACGAAACUUUACUUCACAUUAACUGUGUUCAAGAAAAUGGCCUGUGCAUUCCGGCAGCUCGUGAGAGCCUUUCAGAGCUUCAUAAAAAGGAGACGUUAUGGUCCCAGCUCCCCAGUCAGGAGCAAGCCCCAGUGCUGCAGUUGCCAGAGAUAGAUCUGGUGGCCUUCGUGCCAGAGGAAGAGUCUCAAAUUGAAGUAAAGGAAAGCAAUGAGAUCUCUGUUGACGUGGUCAGACCAGAUAAUGAAUCACACAUGAAUUAUGGUUGUGUGCCUGAACCUGUACCAACAUCCGUCUGUUUGUCAAAUGAAGUCAAGACAGACAACCAGUGUGUGUGUAAACCAGGUCCAGAAGAAGACCGAGAAACCCUUAUUGUCAGUGUUGAUUAUGAAGUCAAGGAAGCUAGUGUUUUAGACAUGAAUGACCUUGAUAAAGCCAACUACUCAGAGGGCUCAAAUGACCUUCUUGGUGAGCCAUCACCCUGCAUCACAGAAACCCAGGAGUUAAGAGAAGCAGAACCGGUUGGACUCGUGCUACCCGCUGAUGGUGAGGAGUCCUCUAAUGUGCACUCUACAGUGGCAAAAUCAGGAGAAAGCCCAGAUGAAGGACCAGAAACUGGGGAAAUUAAAACCACAAUGGAGCUGGAGGAAAUAUCAAAAACAAACACUAACAAUGAGACACAAAAAGUCCCUUCAGCUACAUCAACUAAUAACUCAUCUGCAUUUGUCCCACACUGUGAUAGAAAGGUGGCAGACAUAUCUCCACCAUCUUUACCAGUUCUUGAAAACGGUUCCCACCUAAGCACAGAUGGUAGUUAUGCUGUCUCUUGUGAUAAGUCUGCACAUAAAUCCUCCGAACCAGCACAGACUCAGAGGAGCAGGGGAGUCUCUCCAGCUGUUAUGGACGUCAUGCAGCGACUGCAGCUUGACUCCUCAUUUUCUGUCCCAUACUCCCAAGACAUAAACUCCUCAAAGAAACUCAAUAUGGCGACGCGCUCAUCGUCCUUCAAGAAUAACACUUCAACUGCCAAGGAGUUCCAGGGCAUGUUCCAGUCGAAUGUACCGAUUAAAAAACAGCAGAAAGUUGCCCCGACUCCUGGCCUCUUCUCCCCUUCUGUGUUGCAAAGGAAAUUAUCUAGAGCCAUGGCACUGUCCAAGAGCGCCCCAGAGUCUCAGCAGGUUCUUGCAAAGAGAAGCCCCAUCAUAAAAUCUAGAAGUUCUGACACAGAAACUCAAACUUCAUCUAUAAGGUCUCCGUGUUCUGUUCCAUCACCUUACAGAAAUUCUUUAUAUUCAGGGCUAGUGUUGAGUGAUACAAAACCUAGAGUCCUUAAAAGCAAAGUGUUGGUCGACACUCAAAAGGAAGGAGAGACAUAUCAGUCUGACUCCAAAGUGACACCAAGUAUAUCGACAUAUGAAGCGCCACACAAGCCUUGUCCUCUGACUUUCAACUGCCAUAAGGAAAAUCUUGUAGACAAGGUAUUAGAUGGCCCUGUUUGUAUUUCUCCUGGUUCUGCGGUCCUCAUUGCAAUCCCCUGUCCUCCGACCAUAAGGCAGAUACCGUCAUCCACAGUGUCUGAACCAAACUCACGAGUGCAAUCCCCAUUGACAUUGCGUUCUAGAAUGUUUUCUCCUCCCCCCAGGCAUAACCCUGCAGGUCCAAAGUCUCCUCACAUCCCUUCCUUUUCCAACACCAGAGCAUAUUCAUUUACCCCUCUUUCCUUUAGUUACCUGGAACGGUCAUCUUCAUCAUCUGCAAGUUCUACUCCAACUUGCACAAGUCCCCCAGCUUGCCCAUGGUCUCCUGGAUUUCCUCUCCACUCUAGGAGAUCUUGUGGAAAUAAUGUACCAAGUGGUGGGGACAGUCCUAUAAGCCCCGGUGCAUUACAAUACCCAGCUGGAUCCCUAAAUGAAGAAAGCAGGUUCUGGUGUUUAAACAGAUCACCUCCAUGUCUGUCUCCUGACCCUACUUCACCUACCGGUGGAAUUAGUACGCAUGAGCUAACCAGCAUCCACUGGCCUGAUGUCCGUGAGCUGCGCACAAAGUAUGGACCACUGAAGUACCAGAAAUCUACCAACACAGAGAAGAAAUUUGAUUUGAGGCCGCCAGCCUCAUUCAGAAAAUGCAAGUCUCUGGAUGAAGGACCAAAACUUUUCCCUAAAAAUGCAAGUUCCCUGUCUCCAGCAACCUCCCAUUACCCAACUGUAGCGACCAGGGAAGGUGUACAGCACUGUGGUAGUACAGAGAGGUGGGACUCUUCUGACACGAAGGAAAAAGCAGCCUCAAGGGCAAGUUAUUCCACCACAGUGAACAUACAGAUUGGUGGUAGCGGCAGAAUCGCGUCUUUCAGCAAUGCUCAGGUGAGUCUGACGCAUCCUCUCCUGCAAGCCCCAGAGUGUCUCUCCUCACGGAAGAUAAACAUUAACGGAAGCACCUUAGAACAUAAAACUGUGAAUGCUAGCCAGAAAUGAGGAGAACGGAGGGCCCUAAGUCUGUUCUACAUUUACGAACUCACAGUAAGCUGAGAAAUGAAUUUUCUGGACCACGCCGAAUCACCUGAUGUAGUGGAGCACAUGAUAUAUAUACACCAAAGAUAAGACCCAGCCAUAGGCCUGUGUGCACCUUCUUUCUAUUUAGAACUUUGUUGCAAUGAACCGAUCGGCCUGGCGCCACCACUGCCAGAUGGACUUAAUAGUACAAGUUUCAGUGAAUUUGCACUUAUAAUGAACAAUUUGCACCAAAGACCCCAAUUACGGUCUUUGUGCUGGCAAAACAAUACACCAAAGAAUACUUUGGUCUUCCAUAGUUACCAUUCAUCCACCCUCGUUGUGGACACGAGAACACAAGACCUUACCAUGGGCAACAUUACCAUAAUUCAUGUCUGCAGCCUGUCUCACAGUACAGAACAAUUAUAUUGUGGAUCACCUUAUAGGACACAUGGGGCCUGAUUCAGGGUGGACGCAGUUGCAGCCGCAACUUUAUGCUAAUUCCGCAGUCACUGGGUUCCUACUGAGGCGUCCAGCCGCGGCGCUAAACCGCUGCUGUGUAUAUUAAGAUGCACCAUCGGAGACUGCAGCCCAUCGAGGAGCAGAAUCUCAGUCACAUCAUGGCGACCAGUGAACUGCGUUUUUAGAUGCAGACACUGACCGUGACAUGCCCGCAUCUUGAUAAUCACCCCCCAGUUACCACCCAGAGGUGCCCACAGAAUUGGCAUGGUGUCUGCGUGGAAUUUUGUGUGGUAACCAUUGGUUACGCAUGUGCAGUGCGACUCUGAUGCAUGCACAGACGGAAAACAUUGGCGCUUGCAUCCGAUGUUGCCGCUGAGUCCACCUCUGUAUCGUGCCUAUUGUGAAAAGGGAAGAAUUCUAUCUGCACACAGAGAAAACCGUUGUAUAAAACACAUGGACAUUAACCAUACAAAAGGUAUUAAUCACUUUUUAAAAGUUAUUUUUUUCUAAUUUUCUGUUUAAAUGUCCUAACUUUUAAUAUCAUUACUGAUUUUUUAAAAACAACUUAAAUUUUUUUUUUUUUAAAUCAACCGCUGUUUACAUGGAAAGGCAUCCAUUCCAGAUCAGGGAAACAUACUAAAGUCUUUGCAGGUACAAUUAGAUGCUGGUUUCUAGGGGGUAAUUCAGAGUUGAUCCCAGCAGCAAAUUUGUUAGCUAAUGGGCAAAACCAUGGGGGUCAUUCCGAGUUGAUCGCUCGCUAGCAGUUUUUAGCAGCCGUGCAAACGCAUUGUCGUCGCCCACCGGGGAGUGUAUUUUCGAUUUGCAGAAGUGCAAACUCUUGUGCAGCAGAGCGCCUGCAAAAUCUUUUUGUGCAAAACGAGACCAGCCCUGUAGUUAUUCUUCGUGUGCGUUGAUUCUAACGACGGAGGGACAGCUUUGGACAUCACACACCCGCCCAGGGAACGCCCAGCCACGCCUGUGUUUUUCUGCCACGCUUGCAUUUUUGCAAACACUCCCUGAAAAUGGUCAGUUGCCACCCAGAAACGCCCACUUCAUGUCAAUCUUCCUGCGUUCGGCCGUGUGACAGGAAUGUUCGUAAGACUCUGUGCAAACCCACGAUGCUCAUUGUACCCGUACAACGUGCCUGCGCAUUGCGGUGCAUACGCAUGCGCAGAAAUGCUGAUUUUUAGCCUGAUCGCUGCGCUACGAACAAUGACAGCUAGUGAUCAACUCAGAAUGACCCCCCAUGUGCACUGCAGGGGGGCAGAUGUAACAGGUGCAGAGAGUGUUAAAUUUGGGUGGGGUGUGCUCAAACUGAAAUCUAAAUUGCAGUGUAAAAAUAAAGCAGCCAGUAUUUACCCUGCACAGAAACAAUAUAACCCACCCAAAUCUAACUCUCUCUACACAUGUUACAUCUGCCCCACCUGCAGUGCACAUGGGGGGGGGGGGGUGUCAUUCAGAUCUGAUAGCUGCUGUGCGUUUUCGCGCAGCUGGUGAUCAGAUACAAACUGUGCAUGUACUUCAAUGCGCAGGCGCACCAGACAGCUGCAAAGCAAAUUGCCGGUCAGCAACGGGUUUGUGCGAAGGAUCCAUUCGCACGGGCAUUCGCAAGGAGAUUGACAGGAAGAGGGCAUUUGUGUGGUGGCAACUCACCGUUUUCUGAGAGUGUCUGGAAAAACGCCGGCGUGUCCAAGUGUUUGCAGGGCGGGUGUCUGACGGCAAAUCCGGUCCUGGACAGGUUGAUGUGAUCGCACCGGCUGAGUAAGUCCUGGGCUACUCAGAGACUGCACAAAAUUUGUUUGUACAGCUCGGCUACACAUGCGUUCGCACACUUGCACAGCAAAAAUACAAUCCCCCUGUAGGCGGUGACUAUCUGAUCGCAUGGCAGCAAUCAGAUCUGAAUCAGGCACAUGGUUUUGCUCAUUAGCUAACAAAUUUGCUGCUGCGAUCAGGUCUGAAUUAGGCCCAUAAUGCGCUUUAUCUGUACAACAAAGGUUUAAGCUCUCUCCUCGGAAUGAAAGGGCACGUAUCUGUUAGAUGGACUCCGAACUGACGAUGCUUUAUAUUUCACAUUUUACUACAAAGGGAAGGCGUUCUAAGUGCCCAUAUAAUGAGAUUAAUACCCGCUUGAGACCCCUUUCAGACCGCGGCACCAACCAGGCAUAUUGCCAAGAUAAACUCCAGUCGCCGCCUCCUCCUGUGCCAUAAAUGGGUGCUGGGUCGCAUUGCCCCGGCUUACCCGGUCACACCGCACAGCGAUCAGGGUUGAAGAUGCUUUCAACCCAGCUCGCUACCCAAAUUGAAAUACUGGAUCGCUCACCCCGGAUUAUUUCGACUGGCCCCUUUCAAACCGCACAGCAACCCAGGUCGGUGCGUGCUUAUGGGGGUGAUUCCGAGUUGUUCGCUCGCUAGCUGCUUUUAGCAGCAUUGCACACGCUAAGCCGCCGCCCUCUGGGAGUGAAUCUUAGCUUAGCAGAAUUGCGAACGAAAGAUUAGCAGAAUUGCGAAUAGAAAUUUCUUAGCAGUUUCUGAGUAGCUCCAGACUUACUCCUACACUGCGAUCAGUUCAGUCAGUCUCGUUCCUGGUUUGACGUCACACACACGCCCAGCGUUCGCCCAGCCACUCCCCCGUUUCUCCAGACACUCCCCUCGUUUUUCCCUGAAACGCUAGCGUUUUUCCGUACACUCCCAGAAAACGGCCAGUUUCCGCCCGGAAACACCCACUUCCUGUCAAUCACACUCCGAUCACCAGAACGAUGAAAAAACUUUGUUACGCCGUGAGUAAAAUACCAAACUUUUGUGCUAAUUUACUUGGCGCAGGCGCGCUGCGUACAUUGCGCAUGCGCAGUUUGCGACUAAUCGCUCCGUAGCGAAAAAAUAACGAGCGAACAACUCGGAAUGCCCCCCUAUGUGCAAUAACCUGGGUUAUUGCUGGCGGGCUAAAAGGGAUAUAACUGUGCCUGCAGUAAAGAGAUAGUGACCUCGGGCUUUAUCAUGAUUCGGAAGUAAAGCAAGAAACCACGGAACAAACCAUGCUGCCAUGCAAGGGGAGAAUAUACAUUUAUAUUGUUUCUGUGCAGGGUAAAUACUGGCUGCUUCUGCGUGUAGCCCACAAAUGUUAGACCGCUUUAUUUUUACACUGCAAUUUAGAUUUCAGUUUGGACACACCCCACCCAAAUCUGACUCUGCACAUGUUACAUCUGCCCCACCUGCACUGCAACAUGAUUUUGCCAGGUGCACCGUUUCUUGAUCUUUUUUAAGCUUUACUUCUAAAUCAGAAUCAGGCCCCUGUAAUGUGGAAAUGAAUGUACAAUAUUAUUAAGCAGCGCUUAUUCCGCCACACUCCCCCAAAAUGAUGUGAUAACCAUGAUAUUGAGGGAAUGUACUAUAAUAACUGUUUGAGGACAGAUUCCCUAUAGUUUAAUGGGGAGUAAUUGAGAAGUGAAAAUUGAAUUGAGAAUGUGAAGAGGUAUUUAUAGAGUGAGAUCGCCCAUUCCUACAAAGGCUUCCCAGGCACCAUUAGGGAUAUGCACAGUCACUUAACAAAAUAAUAUCAAUCUAUCAAAACAAUUCUUGGUUUUAUUGAGGAAUACGUGCUCCCAUUUAUCUGAAGCAGAAGACUUGGACAUAUACAUGUCAUUAUGUCUGCUCAGUCUCUAGUGACCAGCUUCUGCUUCCCAAGUGCUGAGUGUUAUAUAGCAGUUAUAUGAGACAAAAAACGUCCAUUUACAUAAACAUAAGUAUUGAGACCAUCUUUGAAUUAGGCCCCAAGUCCUGUGUAUAUACACAACUUAAGUACAUUUCUUUGAAAGGAAUAAUCACAUAUAUUUUAAAUGCAAUUCCUAUAAUUAGCCAAAUACCUGAUACCAGUGGUACAUUUAUGUAACUACACAAAAAAAAAAGGAAUAUCCCGCCAGUUUGCACACACUUAUUACACAGAAGUUAUAUCAUGUACUGGCUUUUAUUUUAUUUUUUUAAUUUUGUCUCCAACCGCUCUCCCCCUCUGUGUUCCCCUUUUUCUCUCUCUUCCGCAAGUCAACACUUUCUCCCCACAUCUCCUCCUCCCUCCCAGCACUCUCUUUCGCUCACCGCCCCUCACUAUCUCUCUGUACAUCACUAACACAGGUGGGAGUGGUAAGAGCUCAGACCAACUGUCAUUCCAUUCCACUGUGAUGAUGUCAUUUUUAUCAGCAGUCGAUUUUAUUACAUAGAUCAGUGGUUCCCAAACUGUGUGCCGUGGCACCCUGGGGUGCCUCGGGACACUUGCAGGGGUGCCUCGGGUUGGUGGUCCAGAACCAAUUCAAAUUCUGCAUGGUCAAUGUAAAAAGCAAAACCAGUGUUAAUGGCUGACAAUCAUAAAAUAUAUUGACAAUCAGAAGCAAAUCUUGUCCAUCACCACAUAAGAUACCCUAAGGAUCACCUAAAUAGACAAUUUACAUAAUUUAAUAUUUCUUUCUACAUUUUUCAAUAAGAAACAAUUGGCUUAGGGGUGCCGUGCAAAAACUUCUGAUACUCUAGGGUGCUGUGAUUCAAAAAAGUUUGGAAACCACUGACAUAGAUAAUACAGUUGCAAACAGUUAUUACACAGAAAUUUAAGUCAACAUCAUGGGAGUUUCAUACCAUUAUUCCAGACAUUACGGAAAGACUAUACAAUGCAUAAUUACGCAAACCUCUAACCUCCCGUGUUCUGAGCACUUAUCACAGAGAUUAUACUCUUCCCCCUAAGAGGAGGAUGUCAUCCAUGUUAUUAUAUCAUCACUUCUCACAGAGAAGUUCUAUAUCCCACCAGUAGGGGAACCCAAGCUCCACUAUAAUUCCAGGUCACAUUAAUCUCACGCACAAUCUCCUUCGUGGACAUUAUUGUCUUAUACUGUACGAACCACGAAGAUAAAAUGUACUGCCCAAUGGUAACUUUAUGCACUAAUAAAUCAUUGCGGAAAUGUAAAGUAUAAUAAAGUAAAUUCCAAAAACCAGUUCAGAUAUAGAGGGAGAUGUAAUAAGCCUUGUAGAGUGAUAAAGUGGAGAGAGAUAAACAACUAACCAGUUAGCUCCUGACUAAUUUUUCAAACAGCCUGUAACAUGACAGUUAGUAGCUGAUUGGUUACUAGUUUAUCCUUCUAUACUUUAUCACUCUCCAAGGCUUAGUACAUAUCCCCCAUAUUGUGGUAAUUAACUAUAAGGCUGCUGUUGUUCAAUAUAUAUAUAUGGGAUCAGUACGUAAUCCCGCUGCACGGGAUCCCGGCGGUCAAAAUACCGACGCCGGAAUCCCGACCACACAAUCUCGACAGGGGUUGCGAGCGGAACGCAGCCCCUUGCGGGCUCGCUUCGCUCUGCACACUAUUAUAUUCUCCCUCUAUGGGUGUCGUGGACACCCACGGAGGGAGAAUAUGUCGGGAUGUGGCGCCGGGAUCCCGUCCAGCGGGAUGUUGACCGCAUCCCAUAUAUAUAAUAUCAAAGGGUAGCAUGUCAGUUUAUUUCUUGGGAACUUGCACUGCCUAUAUCCCAACAUUUGAAACGUCCAAACUGUAUAGAACUGGUGUUACCUAUAAGACUGCAAGCAAUUAAACCAAACUAGUGCCUUGCCGGCGUAUACUAGACACUAGCCUUCAGUAAAGGGAUGGGGCAGAUGCAUAAUCUACUCUAUUCUAAUAUAUAGGCACUUUGGUUACUAUUUAAUACACAGACUUUAAUUAAUAGUACUAUCCAGUAGUGUAUUCAGUUGAUCAUCAGUUUGGAUUUUUCUUUACGUAAAGCCGCAAAUUCCCAAUACCGUUAUGAUGACCAUUUUGGUUCAUCUCCCACACAGUGCGCAUCGGUGCUACAAAUCUCCAGGGCUUAGAAUGCUCUUAAAGUAAUUUCCAAAUGUAUAAGACUAUGAACCAUCUAAGGUUAUCCUGAGUGUGGGUACAGUUCUAGGUUUUAUCUUCUAAAACUCCCCCACCACAGUCACACAACAGCUGACACUCUUAUUUGUAGAAGGUAACAUCGGAGUUUGUCAUUUCUUGAAAUAAUGUUGUUUUUUUCAUUUUGUCACUAUCAAUGUCGAUUUUCAGUCACAGCACAAAGAUUGCUAUGUCUCUUACAAAGUCUUUAUAUGUUCUGCUUUUGCUAAAGGUUGUUAUUGGUCAGGUGGAGAUAAGAAUGUGAGCCGCAAGUCUAGAGAAUGGAGACUGUGAGAUGAGUGGACGGUACUGCAAUGUGAUUUGGCUGCAGAAUGUGAUAUAACUUGGAAGAUGAAUCUGUGUCCCUGACAAAUGUAAUACUGCGCUGCUGCAGCGACAGUACAGUUUCCAAAUGAGCGUACAGUACAGAUCAGGGGCGAGUGUAGAAAUCGCGCAGGGAGACGGGCGUGCCGCUUUAGCCUUUCAUGUUCUCAAUACACUGCAAGUUCAGUAUACUUCAAAACACAGCACACCCAUAAGACGGUCCAUCGCUCUGUGUCUGCUUACUGCCUGGGAACGCCCAAUACAUGUUCAAGACAUUUCUAAGACCCCGCUUCUCAAUCACACCUGUCACUCUGUCCGUGCUGACGCAUGUGCAGUGUGAUUAAGUCUGGGAACACACUACGGCCAACCCGCCGUUGCGCCUACAGAGCAGCCGAUUCAGGUAAGCACAUACACUUAUCAAUCAGCCGCAUUUGAAUUUACCAGGACAGCUAUGGCAUCAGCCCCUGCAGCCAGUGCACAGGUGGUCAGCGGACCGUCCGUACACACAGCCAGAUGCACCGAUAUAUCUGUAGAUACAUUGGCAGUGCUGCACAGUGGGUGCGAUUUGUUUGUGAAUCACAUACAUAUUGGGUGUACACAUCCUCUCGUGAUAUAUCAGCCAUUCAAUCGAACAGCCGGUGUAUGGCCCAAUGUGUUCCCAGCUUCAGACGCACAAGCAGAAGAGAAAUAUUGCUCAACUGCGUCUGACAUCGGCAGAGUGUCCUAAUCAGAAUCACACCCUAUAUGUGUCUUAUUGAUAGUACAGGCUGUGUGCUUCUGAAGGAUCUUAAUGCUGCAUUACCAUGUUUUCUUCCUGUUCUAGGAAAAUAUUUAUAGGUGAUUCUGUAGCUGUAAAUCAUGCAUAUUCCUUACCAUGGGAACUUUAAUAAAGUAUCACUAAUACCUAUGUGAUAAUGUAGAAUGUCAUGAAUGGUACUAAUUGGUUAUACUGUAACAAUGAACCUGUAAUAAUGGGGGUCAUUCCGAUUUGAUCGAUAGCUACCGUUGUUCGCAGCGAUCAGGCUAAAAAUCUGCAUUUCUGCGCAUGCGUAUGCCCCGCAAUGCGCACGCGCAUCGUACGGGUACAAAGCCCGUUGUGGUUGUGCACAUGUUCUAGCGAAGUUUCCAGUCGCACCGACGGCCGCAAGAAGAUUGACAGGAAGGGGGCGUUUCUGGGUGUCAACUGACCGUUUUCAGGGAGUGUUUGCAAAAACGCAGGCGUGGCUGGGCGUUCGCUGGGAGGGUGUAUGAUGUCAAAUCCAGACACGAAUAGGCUGAAGUGAUCGCAAGCGCUGAGUAGGUUCAGAGCUACUCUGAAACUGCACAAACUGUUUUUGUAGAGCUUGGCUGCACAAGCGUUUGCACUUCUGCUAAGCUAAAAUACACUCCCCAGUGGGCGGUGGCAUAGCGUUUGUACGGCUGCUAAAACUAGCUAGCGAGCGAUCAACUCGGAAUGACCCCCCAUGUCUCUGCUGUUAUAUGAGAACGCUACAAGGAGUCAAAGCAGUUUAAAAGGAUUUAGGUGUAAAACUACAGCCUGACAUGACUCAGUUUAUUAAAGGGCGCUACAAUGGGGUCCAGUCGGGAUCACGGCAGUCAAAAUACAGAUGCCGGAAUCCUGACACUGCUCGGAAUGCCAACACCGGCAUCCUAACUGGGAUCACAUUCCCGUUGCCGGAUUUCUGACCACUGGGAUCCCAACGAGCAUUUGCCAGCUGUUGGAUAGGUAAGCCACGGCGCGGGGGCUGUAAGUUUAGGCACUACCGGAGAGGGUUAGGCUGCA
Pseudophryne corroboree (corroboree frog) is the source of this 12606-nucleotide messenger RNA. RefSeq lists its product as uncharacterized. Lineage: Eukaryota; Metazoa; Chordata; Amphibia; Anura; Myobatrachidae. Gene Ontology annotation, biological process: regulation of actin filament polymerization. Bases 7 to 4140 code for a protein of 1377 amino acids. The transcript has 4 exons. The record is from RefSeq and is a predicted model, not a curated record. Gene Ontology annotation, molecular function: guanyl-nucleotide exchange factor activity; small GTPase binding.